This is a messenger RNA of Sphaerodactylus townsendi, 1279 nucleotides long. RefSeq names its product centrosomal AT-AC splicing factor (gene CENATAC). The record is from RefSeq and is a predicted model, not a curated record. The transcript is spliced from 11 exons. The coding region runs from base 40 to 1134 and encodes 364 amino acids. NCBI's taxonomy places the organism in Eukaryota, Metazoa, Chordata, Lepidosauria, Squamata, Sphaerodactylidae.
GCAGUAGGCCCCGCCCCCGGGUCUCUGCGGGCGCCCAAGAUGGCGGGCGGCGACGGCGCGGGGCCCGGCGGGGUUCCCAUGGCGACGGAGCCCUUCCGCUGCCCGCUCUGCCGCCGCACCGCUUUCUCCGGCCGCCGCGGCCACCUCUACAGCGCCGGACACCAGCGCAGGCUCCGGGCCCUGCUGGCCCGCCUGCGGGAGAAGGUGGAGGCGGCCCGCAGGACGGUGAGGCGAGCCGUGGUGGCCCCCUACGACCCCCCGGAGCACGACCGGCCCUUCUGGUGCCCCUGCUGCGCCCGCGAGGUGAGGCGGCACCUGAGCCACGGGGCGGUGGCGGCGCUGCACGGCGGCCUGCUGGAGCACCUGGCCAGCCCUGAACAUAGAAAAGCAGUCCAUACGUUCUGGUGGGAGAACAAAGCAGACCCCAGCCUGAAGUCCCAGUUCCUGAUUUCCUCCGAGGAUUACGAGCUCUUCAAGGCUUCCCUCACCAAAGCUCUGGAUACUUAUGAAGCAGGCAAGGAUGAAGUCAUUCAGCAGAUGGCAGCUCAUAUCCGAAAGGUGGAAGAGAGCCGACAAGAAACGGUGCAGGCUUCCUUAGAGCCACAGACGGAGACAGAGCUGUUCAAAGAAGUUGCUGUUGUCAAGACCAGUGCAGGGACCCAAAGCGAUUUCUCAUUCGCCGGUGAAGACAGUGCACAGCCAGGCCCGAGUGGAAGUGCAACCUCUGCUAAAGAACAGCUUGGAUCUCCCUGUAGUACCAUACUUGAGCUCGACUGGCAGGAAGCAGGGCAGUCCUUAACGUUUAUUGGUCACCAGGGAACCCAAGGGAAGGGUAAUGUGCACACAGGAGCCAAACCUCCUUGGUUGCUGGAAGAGGAGAUCAGCCAGGGGCAAAUUGGACCUUCAUAUGAAGAAUUUCUCAAGGAAAAAGAGAAAGAGAAGCUGAAGAAGCUCCCACCUGGUCGGGUUGGGGCCAAAUUUGACCACACUUCCCAGACAGGAGAAGGUUGGCUUCCUUCCUUUGGGCGGGUGUGGAACCACGGCAGGAGGUGGCAGUCAAGACAUCAGUUCAAAGCUGAAGCAGGACAGAAGAAACCAAAAAGGAGAAAGAGCCAAGUGCCAGAGUGCUUAUAAAGUGGAGCCUGUAAUAAUCCUCCCUUUGGAUUCUAACCUCUAGACAGAGCACAGCCUCUGAGGAAGAGCAUGCUUGUCCUUUGUUGUAUUAGAUGUUCCUGUAAAUCCUGUGCUUUUCAAAACAAUAAACUGCAAGUAUAAUAAA